Molecule: messenger RNA, 444 nt
Organism: Symbiodinium necroappetens
Lineage: Eukaryota; Dinophyceae; Suessiales; Symbiodiniaceae
Source: the annotation of a GenBank genome assembly
AUGGGGAGGAAAAGCUUCCAAGAAGCCCCGGAGUCCCACGAUGCUGCGAUGAUCUGCGAUGGAGGGAUGAAGGCCUCGGCGCUGUCGGAGCUGCGCUUCGCGAAGGAGGGCUUGGACUUCCGCCGCCGGGACCUCGAGGAGGCCCGGAAGCGGCUGCGCGCCACCCAGCGGCGCCUCGCCGCGGCCUGCGAGGCCUUUCGGGCCGAGCGUGCUGGGCUUCAGGCAGAGCUCCGGGCCCUCGGCCAAAGCGGAGAGCAGCUGGGUCAAAGCUUGGCUUCUCAACAGGUGCUGCUGCAGCAGCAGGCUGAGUCGUUGGACCACGAGCGGCUGACUGUCGACGUCCUGAAGGAUGAGGUGCGGCGGAUGCGGGAGGAACAGCAGAAGUCGACAGUUCGGGAGGGGCCUCCGGACGCUCGCCCGGUGAGAGCCGCCGAGAGCUUCUGA